AUGGAUUCCAGGCAGCUAUUCUUAUCGAAGAAGGACAGUUCCAAUGGGAGACAAUCUCAGUCUAGGCCAAAAAAUGUCUUGUCGCUGGUGAAACGAAUUUUCAGCUGGGGGACUCAUCCUGAUGGUUCUCGUAUGUCUGAUAAUAGCGCCCAAGAUUCACAGCAGACUCGUGGUAAUGAAUCAUAUAUCUCUGCACGUACCCCUAUGAACGAAGCGAAGGUGGGUGAUGCUAAACAAACACCUAGUCAGGUGUUGAGCAAGUUUUUCAGUGAAAAAGGAGAUAAGCCUUUAACGGAUAUAGAGUAUGAAGGCGUGCAAUCGUUAUUGGCGAAAGCAAGAGACAAUGAUACAUUUCUCGGUGAUUCCUCUGUGCUCGAAGGAAAGAACAAAAGAAGGCGUGGUCUGGCUCAGGCUCCAGAUGUCACGAACCGGUCGUUAUUGGCUAAUUUGACAGGUAACGGAUCCUUUUUCUACUCUACUCCUCAAAAGCAAACGUUACUGCGUAAUCCCAAUGCAUCACAAAUCAUAACCCCGGAUUACAGGCCUACGUAUCAUAGCGUUAACCCGCGCAGCAUACGGUCAGUCAAACGAGUGUAUCAUUUUUCAGGUGUUCCGUCACCUUAUCGUACAAGAAUAACCGCGCCCAUGCGUUCAGCGAAAGCAAAACAGGUGCUACAAGACGAGAAGUUGCACCCUCCUGCCGCUCUUCCCUCAACGACAUUUGACUUCACUUCAAAACCAAUGAGCGCAACUGCAGGUACUUUAUUGUCUAUCAUAGAUGGCUCGGAGACCAAGGACCAAGUUGCAUCUAAAGAGGAUAAUAAAGCUGGAAAGUUUUCUAACCCCUACUCUUCCGCGGGUUCUAUCAAAGCCAAAAAGUCCGAACCUACUCAAACAACCCUGACGAAAUCCAAAUUUCCACCAAUAAGCGCAAAGGAUAUUGUCAAUACCACAUCGUUCGAUAAAUCCGAACCAAUCGAGAACACACCUUCUGGUGAAAAGACACAACCUGAAAAGACACAACCUAAUCUCUCAUUUGCUAAAACUAAGGUUACUGAAAAGUCUGCGCCGCUUCCAUCUACCAUUCGUACAGAUAGUGGGCAGGCAAGCUCUCUUACAGAAACAGCACCCGCUUUCGGUCAAUUUGGAGGAAGUGUGAAGGCCAAUUCUAGCUCCUUUAAGUCGAGUGCUGCCGACUCUUCAGUUGGUCAUAUUGACAUGAACAGUCAGGCAUUGGCACCUCAGCCUCAGGCCAAACCCUUUAGCGCCGAAUCUAAGGCAAAAUAUGACUACACGUUCCCUGGUGUUGAUUUGAAGGUUGCUGACCUUGACUCUGCGAAAGUAGAGAGCUUUAAAUCUGGCUUCAUCUUCUAA
Messenger RNA from Meyerozyma guilliermondii ATCC 6260, 1374 nucleotides. RefSeq names its product FG-nucleoporin (gene NUP60). The transcript has a single exon. Gene Ontology annotation, cellular component: nuclear pore nuclear basket; nuclear pore. Gene Ontology annotation, molecular function: structural constituent of nuclear pore. Lineage: Eukaryota; Fungi; Ascomycota; Pichiomycetes; Serinales; Debaryomycetaceae. Gene Ontology annotation, biological process: poly(A)+ mRNA export from nucleus; NLS-bearing protein import into nucleus; intracellular mRNA localization. The record is from RefSeq and is a predicted model, not a curated record. The coding region runs from base 1 to 1374 and encodes 457 amino acids.